This is a messenger RNA of Opisthorchis viverrini, 1689 nucleotides long. RefSeq lists its product as hypothetical. Gene Ontology annotation, molecular function: mRNA binding. The record is from RefSeq and is a predicted model, not a curated record. Bases 64 to 1689 code for a protein of 541 amino acids. Gene Ontology annotation, biological process: nervous system development; regulation of alternative mRNA splicing, via spliceosome. Gene Ontology annotation, cellular component: cytoplasm; nucleus. Lineage: Eukaryota; Metazoa; Platyhelminthes; Trematoda; Opisthorchiida; Opisthorchiidae. The transcript has 6 exons.
GUUUCCUCUCCCACCUCGCUGGUUUCACCGAGCAGCCUGCUGAACCAUGCCGUCUCCUCAUUGAUGGUCAGCGCUGAUUCACCCUAUGUCCCGCAAGUUUGUCUCCCAGACGGUACCAACGGUGUUUCCGUUGGCCAGAACGCAAUAAAUGCAGUCAACAGCGAGUCAGCCACCUCAUCCACCGGGGUUUCCGCUACCCUCACAUCUAGUCUGAUUAAUGUUGGACCUAAACGGUUACACGUUUCCAACAUUCCAUUCCGCUUUCGAGAAGCAGAUUUACGACAGUUACUCGGAUCAUUUGGUACUAUACUGGACGUGGAGAUCAUAUUUAAUGAACGCGGAUCCAAGAUUAACAAUGCAACUGCGCGUGUAAUGACAAAAAAGAAGUCUGAAACGCCCACCUCAUUACGAACCUCCACUACCGUUCGGGGAGUUCGGACACUGGUUCCAAGUACAACUGCAGCGUUGGCCGCUGUGAUUCGAAACGCUGCUGGCUUGAACGCUGGCCUGCCAAUUGCACCCAUACCUGCCACUGGUGGCUUAUCUCUUGGUGUGCAAGGACUGGGAAACCUACUUCAAGGUCACACUCAAGCUUCUCUCGCAGCAGCGGCCGCGGCCAAUCCGGUAUUGGCUAGUUUUGGUGCACUUCCUGGCGGUUCGUCGGUUACCCCAAAUCACGCGUUGUUGGCCGCUGCCUUGGCUUCUGCUGCGCCUCAAACUGCGCAUUAUAAUCCUGCAGCCACCGCUGCACUCUAUUUGGCCGGUUCCGAUCCAAAUAUGGCGGCCUGGUUGGCUGCUGCGAUAAAUGGCGGCUGUUUGAACAGUGCAGCUGGAUGUGCUACUGCCAACCCACCCACAGCUACAAUUCCCGGAUUUGGCACGCAGUCGCAAUCCAUGGGUUUGAUGAACUCUCUCGCCGCAAUGGGGGUUAUUCCGCAUACAUCACACGUUUUGGCUCCUACAGCGAACACGCCGCUUGUUGCCAAUCCACUGUGGUUUGACGCCAAUGCAGCCGGUCUCGGUGUUGGUGCUGAACUGGAGCUACAACAGAGAUUACAACAACAGCAGCAGCAUCAACAGCAACAACAUCAACAGCAACAAUUGCAGGCCAGCCAACAAGCUCUAGCAGCCAUGGCCUACACGCCAGUAAGUCUGGCAGGGGUCGGCCAGGUGGCCGGUUCCAAUGCUGCAAUCAAUGCGGCCGGACUUGGUAAUGCACUCCCGCCAUCCUACGCAGCAGCUGCUAUGGCAGCCAAUGUGUUGCGUGCGUUUUCCGGAACAACGACCCCGCUGAUGAAUGCCACAUCAGCCACUUCACGCAGUGCAGCGGGUGCCACCAAUCUUCAAAGUUUCACCUCAUCCGUUGCUUGCCCGGCACCCCAAGGGACUCAGGCAUCGCUAACACCAACGUCGGUUGUCUCGAGUCACACGUCGGUCCCAACUCCAGUUCUCUCGCCCGUUGUGGCACAAGUUGGAUCUCCAGCUGCGGCCGCAGCUUCCUGUUCGAGCCAGCAACCGAUAGCCGCUGCGGUUGCUGCCGCAGCUGCAGCGGCGUCACAAAAUCUUCAAGCACAAUCAGCAAUCGGGGCCCAGAACAACCCAUUAUUAUUAGAUGCACUUGACAAACCUCUUUUCGGCUUCCUGGAAGAUGGGGGACAACUGAAAAGCCUUGGAGCAGAUGUGAAGUGA